Molecule: messenger RNA, 952 nt
Organism: Amphiprion ocellaris (clown anemonefish)
Lineage: Eukaryota; Metazoa; Chordata; Actinopteri; Pomacentridae
Gene: tnni2a.4
Product: troponin I type 2a (skeletal, fast), tandem duplicate 4
Exons: 7
Coding region: 117-632 (171 amino acids)
Biological process (GO): muscle contraction
Cellular component (GO): troponin complex
Source: RefSeq, a predicted model, not a curated record
UAUAAACCUAUUUCAUUUUUCACUGUCUGUGGCUUUGGCAGUGUCUGCUUUUCUUCCACCAAGUGUGUCUUGUCCUUCCUCCUCUCUAUAGGUUGUGAACUGCAAAAACUGCCAAGAUGUCUGAGAAAAAGAUGACUUCCAGCCGCAGGCAUCACCUGAAGAGUCUGAUCCUCCAGAUUGCUCUGAACUGGCUUGAGCAGGAGAAAAAAGACGGCGUCGCAGCCAAGGAGGCCUACAUGGCCGAGAACUGUCCUGCUCCAGACACAAGUGGAGACCAGGCUGCUCUCAUGGAACUCUGCAAGAAGCUUCACGCCGCCAUUGACAAGAUUGAUGAAGAGAGGUAUGAUAUCGAGGCCAAAGUGCAGAAGGCCGACAAGGAGAUUGAAGACCUGAAGAUCAAAGUUGUCGACCUGAGAGGAGUGAAGAAACCUGCCUUGAAGAAAGUGCGUAUGUCUGCUGACUCCAUGCUGCAGGCUCUGCUGGGCUCCAAACACAAGGUCACCAUGGAUCUGAGGUCCAACCUGAAGCAGGUCAAGAAGGAGGUGAAAGAGGAGCCAACAGAAGCAGUGGGUGACUGGCGUAAGAACAUUGAGGACAAGGCUGACAGGAAGAAGAUGUUCGAGACCUCCUAAAUGUAUCGCUGCUGAUUGUCUUUCUGUUUACAUGUACUCCACGCGUCUUAUAAGUGCUGGUUGAAGCAGGCGAUUGCUUUACGUCACAAAGACCUGCACACAGGGUUAGGGUUAGCAUGUCUCAGAGGACUCAUGCUGCAGGAGGGUUAAGGUAUCUGAGGGUAUUUUUUCACUUUGUUUUAGUCUAGAGUAAGGGGGGGGGGAAGAAUUGAGACAGUUUCUGCAGGUUCACACACCAAGUCUUCAACUCCACACAGUCAGAAAAGCAUUCACACAAAAUGAUGAAUAAGUGCAAUAAAGUCCGAUGUGGAAGAUAAUAA